Messenger RNA from Oncorhynchus gorbuscha (pink salmon), 2989 nucleotides. RefSeq names its product sushi, von Willebrand factor type A, EGF and pentraxin domain-containing protein 1-like. Bases 164 to 2392 code for a protein of 742 amino acids. NCBI's taxonomy places the organism in Eukaryota, Metazoa, Chordata, Actinopteri, Salmoniformes, Salmonidae. The transcript is spliced from 26 exons. The record is from RefSeq and is a predicted model, not a curated record.
GGAAAGUGAAAAUAUCUUCAAGCGACAGUUGAAGUCGUCCAUGUACUGGUUGGUACUGAUUAAACAGCCAGCUAGAUAGUGCCAACAAGAUCAGAGUACUUGUUAGAUCGAGAGACCGACUUGUCUUCAGAUAAAAUCAACUUUAAAAAGGACAGCCAGUAUAAUGUUUUAUUCAAAUGCAUGGACUAAGUGCUUGAUAUGCCUUAUCUUUUUAACAAGUGGAAAUGCCGAGUGUUCCAAACCUCAAGUAGAGGGAAAUGUUGUUCUAACGAAUGAUGCGCUAUUAUUGAACGAUUUUCCGGAGGGGGAGGAAGCCACUUUUGAGUGUGCCAACGGCUACUUGAAAGAGCAAGGAUCUGAAAGAAUCACCUGCACCAGUGGAAAGUGGAGCACGCUCGAAUUAACCUGCAAAAAGAAGGACUGUGGUGCCCCCAGGAAGAUACCACAUUUGACAUAUGAGUUAAAGGAAGGCACGCUUUUUGGUGCAUCAGCAAGAGCAAUCUGUGAUAAAGGUUAUCAACUUAUGGGCCCAAGUUACAGGCAGUGUUAUACCACAGGUUGGAGUGGAAGACCAAGAUGUAAAGUGGUAACUUGUGAUAAACCUCCUGAGAUAAUGCAUGGCACGAUCAUAGAGAAGCCUGGCGAAGAGUUACCAGAGUAUGGUGGUGUCAUACAGUACUCCUGUAAUGAAGGUUACACCCUCAUUGGAAACAAAUCAAUUGAGUGCAUUGAAGAUGGUGAAUACAACUCAUUACCUCCUGAAUGUAAAGAUGUCAAUGACAUUCUUUUGAAACCAACAACUAUAUCAACAUCAUCAACAACAACAACAACAUCGACUGUUCCACCCACAAUACGAGAUGUCAAUGACAUUCUUUUGAAACCAACAAUUAUAUCAACAACAUCAACAACAACAACAACAUCGACUGUUCCACCCACAAUACGAGUUUCAGGGAGGAAUAAUGGCGUUGGGGAACAUGACACCAAUGCAGCUACUGAGAAUGCAGCAGUUGUGGGAAGUGGGAUUGGCACUGUCAUAGCAGUUACACUUAUUGUUCUGAUCACACGGUAUUGUAAGAGGAAAGGCUCGUACCAGUUUGGAGAAGACCGAAGUCGAACAGAAGAAUUAUUACAAUUUCAAACCGAGUGUCCCAAACCUCAAGUAGAGGGAAAUGUUGUUCUAACGAAUGAUGCGCUAUUAAUUGACGAUUUUCCGGAGGGGGAGGAAGCCACUUUUGAGUGUGCCAACGGCUACUUGAAAGAGCAAGGAUCUGAAAGAAUCACCUGCACGAGUGGAAAGUGGAGCACGCUCGAAUUAACCUGCAAAAAGAAGGACUGUGGUGCCCCCAGGAAGAUGCCACAUUUGACGUAUGAGUUUAAGGAAGGCACGCUUUUUGGUGCAUCAGCAAGAGCAAUCUGUGAUAAAGGUUAUCAACUUAUGGGCCCAAGUUACAGGCAGUGUUAUGCCACAGGUUGGAGUGGAAGACCAGGAUGUAAAGUGGUAACUUGCGAUAAACCUCCUGAGAUAAUGCAUGGCACGAUCAUAGAGAAGCCUGGCAAAGAGUUACCAGAGUAUGGUGGUGUCAUACAGUACUCCUGUAAUGAAGGUUACACCCUCAUUGGAAACAAAUCAAUUGAGUGCAUUGAAGAUGGUGAAUACAACUCAUUACCUCCUGAAUGUAAAGAUGUCAAUGACAUUCUUUUGAAACCAACAACUAUAUCAACAUCAUCAAUAACAACAACAUCGACUGUUCUACCCACAAUACGAGAUGUCAAUGACAUUCUUUUGAAACCAACAACUAUAUCAACAUCAUCAAUAACAACAACAUCGACUGUUCUACCCACAAUACGAGAUGUCAAUGACAUUCUUUUGAAACCAACAACUAUAUCAACAUCAUCAAUAACAACAACAUCGACUUCUCUACCCACAAUACGAGAUGUCAAUGACAUUCUUUUGAAACCAACAACUAUAUCAACAUCAUCAAUAACAACAACAUCGACUUCUCUACCCACAAUACGAGAUGUCAAUGACAUUCUUUUGAAACCAACAACUAUAUCAACAUCAUCAAUAACAACAACAUCGACUUCUCUACCCACAAUACGAGAUGUCAAUGACAUUCUUUUGAAACCAACAACUAUAUCAACAUCAUCAAUAACAACAACAUCGACUUCUCUACCCACAAUACGAGUUUCAGGGAGGAAUAAUGGCGUUGGGGAACAUGACACCAAUGCAGCUACUGAGAAUGCAGCAGUUGUGGGAAGUGGGAUUGGCACUGUCAUAGUUUCACUUAUUGUUAUUGUGCUGAUCAUACGGUAUUGUAAGAGGAAAGGCUCGUACCAGUUUGGAGAAGAACGAAGUCGAACAGAGGAAUUAUUACAAUUUCAAAAUAACUAAGUUGAAUGCCUACCCAAGGGCUAGGACUGCACCUAUCUGCUAGUCUGCAUCUGUAGCCUUGAAAAAUUGUGCCAGCGGAUUGUUUCUCUUUUAUUAAGUUGUUUUUGAAAGUCAGUUCAGCUGAAAUGUUUUAACACAAUGUUUGAAAACCGGCAUUGAAACAUUUUUUUUCUCUAUUUAUAUACAAAACUGAAAUAUAUGUAAUUGUUUUUUCAACUGCCAUAUUUGACUACAGGCUGCUAGCUUGAUCUGUUGUGUGGGCAGAAGCCCCUGUAAUGAGAUUAGUGCACUAAACAAAAUGUAUGAUUGAGGAAAUCCUCAGGCUGAUAAUCACUGACCAUUUCUAAAUGUGUGCUUACUGAUCGUGGCUCACAGGAAAAUAACAGUAAGAGACAAUUUCCUGAACCCAGGUUAAGCCUACAGCACUGUAUUCCUUUUCAAGUAGGCUUAAUCUGGGUCCAGGAAACCAGCUCUUCAUGUUAUUUUCCUGCAGUCCCAAAUGUCACAAAAUAACGUCAAUCUUAUUUACUUAGAGGCUUUGUACUUAGAUUUUAUAGUGUGUAUUUUGUGAUUUAAGAAAACAAAUAAUUUUCAUGA